This is a messenger RNA of Penaeus vannamei (Pacific white shrimp), 4786 nucleotides long. NCBI's taxonomy places the organism in Eukaryota, Metazoa, Arthropoda, Malacostraca, Decapoda, Penaeidae. The record is from RefSeq and is a predicted model, not a curated record.
CAAUUUUUUCUAAUAAUGAUAAUAAGGUACAGGGUUACCUGUUUAUGCUUUUUUUUUUUCUUUAGGUAUUUGUACAAUGUGCUUAGCAAGAACCAAGUUGUACAAGACAGCAACCGGGGUCUCUUGGUUGAGACACUUCGGUCAAUUGCAGAAAUACUCAUAUGGGGUGAUCAAAAUGAUUCCUCCGUGUUUGACUUUUUCUUGGAGAAAAACAUGCUUUCCUUCUUUCUGCGCAUUAUGAAACAGAAAUGUGGGAGCUAUGUGUGUGUUCAGCUUCUGCAGACCCUCAACAUCCUGUUUGAAAAUAUUAGAAAUGAGACUUCACUAUAUUACCUGCUCUCCAACAACCAUGUUAACUCCAUCAUUGUCCAUAAAUUUGACUUCAGCGAUGAGGAGGUGAUGGCGUAUUAUAUAUCCUUCCUCAAGACUCUUUCUCUGAAGCUCAAUGCUCACACCAUACACUUUUUCUAUAAUGAACACACAAAUGACUUCCCUUUAUAUACGGAAGCUAUCAAGUUUUUCAACCACCCUGAAAGUAUGGUGCGAAUUGCUGUGCGCACACUAACUUUAAACGUUUAUCGUGUCAAUGAUCAGUCCAUGCUUCAGUUUAUAAGGGAUAGAACAGCAGCUCCAUACUUCUCAAAUCUUGUCUGGUUCAUAGGAAACCACAUACUAGAGUUAGAAAAUUGUGUCCGCAGUGAUGUCGACCACAACAGUCGAGGGCGUCUAGCAGACCUGGUGGCAGAACAUCUAGACCACCUUCACUAUCUCAAUGAUAUCCUGAGACUGGAUAUUACAGCCUUAAAUGUUGUCUUAGCAGAUCACUUGCUAAAUCGACUACUUGUACCACUGCUAGUAUAUUCUCUUAAUCCAAGACAAGAAAAGGAUGACCGACCGAGAGUGAGCAGUGUUGUAUCGUUAUUCCUGCUGGCUCAGGUGUUCCUCAUAGUAUCACAUGCGCCACUGGUCAGAGCCUUGGCCAAGAUAAUAUUCCAUGCGGACAAUUCCAUAUUCUCUGAGGAUACCAUUGUCCUCCAGGAAUUGAACAUAGAAAGAGAAGCAGACAGGAGCUUACUCACUGAAAAUAUUUCCAAGGGUCAGCGGUUAAUUCGAAGAGGCUUCAUAGCACCAGAGGAACCUUUAGAAAAGUCCUUGCAAGCAAGAACAUCAAGCGGAAGUGGUAGCAGUUCUUCUCAUAGUCCUAGUGGCCGUAUGGAAGGAGCCUCAGGCAGUGAAGGAGGCUCAGCAGGAGAGGGGCAAGAGGCUGUAGCUGCAACUACUGACCAAGAUGCUGAAGAGGCAGCACUUUGUAGAGAAUUAGGGGUAUCUUCACCUACAGCUGAGAUUAUGGCAUGUAUUGGGAUCUCUGAUCUUGAAGCAACACAUGUAAAUAUUACAGAUGAAGAGAAGGAGCAGCUAAGGGCAUCAGAUCAAGCAGGAUUGACUAAAGGGAGAAUAAAGGCACGUCAGAGAAAGUUGCACCAAAUAGCUCGGUUACUUGAACUCCCUGGGCAUCUCCAGCCCUGCCCAUCACCUCCAGCACAUGCACUGCAUACUAUGCGCCAAGAAGCACACAGACGAGGUGUAAGCCGUGCUAGUGGUGGGGAAGGACGGAGUCGCAGUCAAUCUCACCGCCCACUAUUCAAUGUUUCAAGAGUUCCCGGAUUUGCGCUGAAGCGUGAAGGUGGGGCUGGACUCCAACCAAGCCCAGAUGCUCAAGACCAGGUAGCAGUUUCUUCAGGUAGAUCAGAAUCGCAAAGUCCAAGUCGUCUUGGAAGGCAGAAAAGCAGACAUCCACAGGGAGCACGGGAAGGCAUCUCUCGUUCCACCUCCCGACCUCGUCCGCGAAGUGAAGAAAUUCCAAUGGAAGACAUGAUGACUACUGGAGUACCCCAGGCCUCCCCCUCACUGCCCAAGGUGAAUAUAGAGAGGACUAGCUCUCCUCAAGACAGUAAUGGCAGCAGUAGCAGCAGCUCCAGUAGUACAGGAGAGAUGAUGGCGGAUAUGGGCAUUACAGGGAAUUUAGAGUUACCAACAAGGGCCAACAGUGUGACUCCAGGAGAGGACGAAGGGGUCUGGCCUUAUGUGUCAUUAGUUGGGAAUGUCGCGCUCUCCCCUGGUCCCACUCGCAUCCUUCCGCCCCUGAGUCAAGUGCCGCCGCCUCUGCUUGUACCCGCUGCUCUUGACACGAGAGUCUUCCCUAAGGAGAGUGAUACCCAAAGUCAUGUUUCUCCCCCUUCACAAUUGGCACAGCCUCCAACGCCAGAUGAGACUGAAACUUCCUUUACUGCCAAACCCCCUCUUGCUAGAACAACAGGAACAUAUGAUGUGUUUGAGCCACAUGUGAAUGGGAGUACGGAGGAAGGUGACUGUGAAAGGAGGGAUGGUGCUAGGAACAGUGUGGGCUCGGCAGAUUUUAGCCCUAUACGUAGGGUUCGUGUCAAGGGCAAUGUAGAGACUGUUUAAGGGGAAAAAAGUAAAUAUGUAAAAAAUCUCAUAAUGUCCGUAACUUCACAUCUUAAAAAGAAAAAUUAUAAAAUGCCACAUAAAAAGUGGAGUGUUGAAGUUCACUUUAAUAUUUUGUUUACAGAUCAAUCCAUGCCUGUGAAUAAUCCUGAUUGUUGUUGAUAAUUUCUCAUUUUAUAGAAAGGAAAACCUGGAAUGAGUGUAAAAGAGGAAGAUUUCAGAUUUAUAGAUCUAAAUUUUAUGUAACAUAACAAAGCAAGGCCAAUUUAGUUGUACAAUUUAGGAAUUAAGAAAAGGUGCCCCUUGUUCCCAUCAGUUUUAGUGGAGGUGAAGGAAGCUUGUUGACAAAUUCAUUAAUCCCCAAGUAUGAAUAAACCAUAAAGAAGACUGCAUAAUUUAUGAGCAUUUUUGUGUAUUUCAUUAGUGAUGCAAGUACAAGAUAUUUCAGUGAUUCAGAUAUAUUUUUCAUUUUCAAUUAUAAAAGUAGCCUGGUGUUAACAUAUCACUAACCAUAGGCCAGUUUCUAAAUAGUUUUGAUUGAUUCUGAAUUGCCUUUAUUUCACAGAUGCAGAAAAAGUAAAUGCAAGGAAAAUAUAAUACUUUUUCAACAGAAAACAUUAUGUAGCAAAGGCAGAUAUAGGAUACUUAAAGAAUUGGAAAUUACUGAUUAUGAAGUACUAAGCAGAGUAAACUCCUGUUAGUGGUGGUGUUCCUUGUUGGAGCUAUAUUGUGUAAGCAUUGGCUAUCAGUUCAAAUUUUGAUGAAUAAAUUAUGAAAGAAGACUCCCCUUAGUUGAUCACAAUUACUUUGGAUGUUACCCUUGUAACUGUGGAAUCAUAGAAUACAACAAAUUAGCAAUAAUAUGGAAUUAGUGAAGGGAGGAAGACAGUUGUAUUUAUAAACUGAAAUUAAGUAUAUUGAAAUGUAAAGCAAAUCACAUUAUUUUCAUUCAGUUUCUUUGGAUAUGAAACCAAAGUCUCAUUAUGCAGUGGCAAUUGGUACAAUACAAGUAGAUACCAUCCAACUGUAAAGUAGGAAAGUGGCUUUUCAGGACUACAAAAGAUAUAAAGCCACCGUACUGCCAUGAUUUUAUGCAUAUGUUUUUUUAACUUUUCAUUUCCUGCCAUUCUCAAGUGGUUGACUACUUAUGGGAGUAAAAUUAAGUACAAUAUUAUUUUAUAUACAAAUAUAAAUAUAACUAGAAUAUUUAUCUAUUAUCAUUUAGUGCCCUAUUAUUUAUUAUUAUGAAAAUUGUUGCUUAUAGAAAAUAUAUAUAGAAGUGCUGUUUACUGUUUGAAAUUGAUAUUUUGAUCAUUAGAUUCAAAUAAGAAAUAAAGUUAUUAUGAUCAGUGAUUGUUUAUUGUUCAUGUUAAUACUUAUUAGAUAGGAGUCAAUGAAAUAUAUAAAAUCCAGAUGAUCAUCCAGUGAAUGGAUGAUAAGCAACCCUUUGACUGCAGAAGUACAGAAGCAGUAAAAUUUGGAACACCACUUUGGCUGCCAGUUAAGAAAAGGAAUAAAUUGCAUGGUAAACAUAAUGUACAUUGAAUAUAUGCAUGCAACUAUAGUGAACAGUUAUUUUCAACUGAUUUUACUUCUCCCUGACUCCUGCAGUAGAGAAAGGGUAUAUACUUGUGGUUUGAAAUUACACACAAAAUACAGUCUUCUUCAUCGUGGAUGAAGUAUGGAAUGUUUUUAUCCAUAUUUUGGUAUUGAUCAUUCAAUUUUGUAUGAUUUUAGAAGUGAUUUAUGAGUAUUUGCUGUGAAAAAAUAGGAAUUGAUUAGAAGAAAGAAAAAACUAUAAUGUAAUGUACUUUUUCAUAGUGAUCCACUGCAGUUUUUUGCAGAAACAAAGUUUAUCAACAUAUAUGGUGCAGGUCAGGCUUCUUGAAGACUUUUGAGUGAUUUGUGUGAAUUUGUUUUCCUUUGAUUUUGAGGUAUCUGCUGUGCUAAAGAAAGACAACCUGUGCUUAUGAGUGGAAAUGUGUUUUAGCUCUUCUUUGCCUCUUUUUCUUUGGUUGAAAGAGAAACAUUUCUUAAAUAUUUUUCAGUUGAAUGAGAUGAAAAUUUGUGGCAUUCAAUUGUGCCAAAUAAAUUUUGAAAUAAUGGUUGCCAGAAUAAUUCAAGAUUUUGUUUGUUGAUAAGGAUAUAUGUGACCAUGCCUUAUGUAUAAGAAAAAUCAGAGUAUUUAAGUUCACAUUUCUGAUUACUUGAUAAAGAUAAAGUGUAUGAAUGUAUACAGGAUCUGUAUUUUAUAUAUUGUACACAAAAUGUGGCAUAAAGCUUAAUGUUAAUAUAUUGUAGAUAAACAAAUUCUAAUUCC